AUGCAGACCUCAUUCAGUGAGCCAAGGCUUUUGAUUCACUGGUCCACGACCACCAGGUGCUUUGGGAAACAUCCAAUCAUUGCUUUCUGUCACACUGACUAUCUCAUGAGAUUUGUUGACAUUGGUAUCCCCGCCAACAAGAAGGGAAAGCACAGCUUUGGUUGUCUUUUUCUGGCUUCUUGCUCGCAUGGUCCUAUAUAUCCGUGGAACCAUUCGUCCUGCACAGAAGUGGGAUGUCAUGGAAAGACGGAACCCGAGGAGGCUAAGCCAGAGGAUGAGGAAGAAGUUGCACCUCUGCUCCUGAGUAUGGAGGUGGAGACCACUGCUGCAAUCCCUGAUGCUGCAUGGCCAGGAGAAGCUCAGGCACCAAUCUCUGCUGCUCAUGUCGCUGGUUCAUGGAACGAUUCAAGCGGUGAGUCUUUUUUCAACAGAUAUAUCCUAUAA
This is a messenger RNA of Eruca vesicaria subsp. sativa (arugula), 444 nucleotides long. Lineage: Eukaryota; Viridiplantae; Streptophyta; Magnoliopsida; Brassicales; Brassicaceae. The record is from the annotation of a GenBank genome assembly.